AUGAUUCAAAACAUAGUUUGUCGCGUUUGUGGGGGUCGGUCAACAGGCUUUCAUUUCGAUGUGAUAACAUGUGAAUCGUGUAAAUCGUUUUUCCGGAGGAAUGCCCUGACAAAUGCGACUCGAUUUGUAUGCUAUUUGGGAGCGAAUUGUAGAAUAGAUUUGGAGAACAGAAAUAAAUGCAAGAAAUGUCGUUUAGAUAAGUGUUUUGCCGUCGGAAUGAAAACUAACUUAUUGUAUUCCGAUGAACAAAAACAAUUGAGAAAAUCUAUUAUAGAAAGUAAUAGAAAACUAAAAGCAAAUGAAAUGACAGAAACUAAUGACGAAAGUGUCUCUUCAACUCCCAGUCUAUCACUGCAAACAGUCAAUGAUAUUAUUAUGGAUGAGAUGUGUAACCAUGAAAGUGAGACCUCAUCAGACGUGUCAACAGAUAAUAGUUUUAGUGACCUCUCGAUCAAUAAAAAUGCAUAUGAUUUGGAUCUGUCGGUCAUACCUGUUACGAAGCCUAUCACUGAUUAUAGCAAUCAAUUCAAUGAAUUAGAGGGCAAUAAAUUGACGGAACUGUUGGAUGCUUUGAAAAUUAUGAUCUUUCCGACGGCUACUAGUGCUGAGAAUAUAGCCCUCAAUUCAUUUGUAAAUACAAUUAAUGUAAUAAUUAUGGCACAUGAGAAUGAGAUCAAGAAAAUCAUACAAAUGUCUAAAUGUUUGACAACAUUUAACAAUUUAUGUGAUCAUGAUCAAUUGAUUUUAAUUAAGCACGGUGCUAUUGAAAUAAGUAUAUUACGGAUGAUUUGUAACUUUAAUUUUGAAGACAAAUACUGGAGUAUAAAAACUAAUGAUCACAAUUAUAUAAUAAAACUGGACUUUUUCGGAUCGGCACCCAUUGUUUCAAUGGGACUCACACAUUAUAAUAAUCACAAAAGGUUUCUGGAAAAUAUGGGACUCGACUGGGAUUCAGACACUCUUAUUAUAGACUUGUUGACUGCGAUCGUACUGUUUAAUCCUAAUCGACCACAGCUUAUGCAUAAAAAUAUGAUCAAGUAA
Molecule: messenger RNA, 1041 nt
Organism: Oppiella nova
Lineage: Eukaryota; Metazoa; Arthropoda; Arachnida; Sarcoptiformes; Oppiidae
Source: the annotation of a GenBank genome assembly